Messenger RNA from Penicillium mononematosum, 1497 nucleotides. RefSeq lists its product as uncharacterized. The coding region runs from base 1 to 1497 and encodes 498 amino acids. Lineage: Eukaryota; Fungi; Ascomycota; Eurotiomycetes; Eurotiales; Aspergillaceae. Gene Ontology annotation, biological process: transmembrane transport. Gene Ontology annotation, molecular function: transmembrane transporter activity. The transcript has 9 exons. Gene Ontology annotation, cellular component: membrane. The record is from RefSeq and is a predicted model, not a curated record.
AUGUCUGAUCUGAAAAGCAAGGCCGGGAGAUUGUCCCUAUUGGGGCUUGCCAAAGAAGUGUUUAAUUGGUAUCCAUCUUCUUAUCCUGCCGAGGAGAGAAAAUUACUUUUCAAGUUGGACUUGUCGAUUCUGAUAUUCGCCUGUCUCUGCUCCUACGUCCUCAUGGGUUGCUAUUUGACUCGAAGCCAACAUAUCACAGACCAAACAAACAUUAGCAAUGCGUAUGUUAGUGGUCUCAAAGAGGACUUCGCCCUGUACGGCAAUGAACUGAACUACUUCAAUGUCUGCUACUUCACAUCAUAUGUGUUAUUUCAAAUCCCUGGACUACUACUUAUGUCACGCCCAAAGUUAGCCCGCUGGUUGUUACCUACCCUCGAAGUCCUCUGGGGUAUAUGUACAUUCGCUCAGAGCCGUGUCACCAACGUUCACCAGAUUUAUGCCCUUCGUUUCUUGGUUGGAAUGCUAGAAGCACCUGUCUUUGCAGGAACGCAUUUCAUUCUUGGUUCAUGGUACACGGGUCCCGAACUCUUCAAACGAGCCGGAACAUGGUUCAUCUGUAACCCGCUCGGUACCAUGGUUAGUGGAUACCUACAGGCAGCUGCUUAUACCAACCUCUCUGGUGUUGGGGGUAUGCCUGGAUGGAGGUGGCUGUUCAUAAUUGACGGCAUAUUUACCAUCCCCGUGGCCUUGAUCGGGUUCUUCAUUUUUCCCGGUAUUCCGGGUUCACCCAAACCGUUCUAUAUGACGGACCGCGAUGUUGCAUUGGCCAAGGAGAGAACUACAAGAGCCAAGAUCCGCCAACCUGGCAAGAUGAGUCUCGAUGUCUUCAGGAGGACUUUUAAGAGAUGGCAUAUUUGGGUCUUCAUCACUUGCUACGCUUGCAUGAUCAUCUGCUCAUAUCCCAGCAGCUAUAUGAGCCUAUGGCUUAAAGAGGAGGGAUACUCCGUGACUCAAAUAAAUCAACUGCCAACUGUCACUUAUGCUGUUAAUAUUGUAGCCUCCUGGCUCGGGACGACAUUAGCUGCAAUUUAUCCGGAAUGGAUUAUAUAUACCAUUGCAUCCGCAUGUUGUCUAUUCUCAACAUUAUGCAUGAUAAUUUGGAACAUUCCCACAGCACUGAAAUUCGUUGCCUGGUAUGUCUUAGGGGCGGCUGGAUGUUUGAGUCCGAUCCUAUACUCCACCAUCAAUGUAAUAGUGAGGGAUGACGCCGAGGAACGCGCUCUCAUCAUGGGCUCUAUGAUGACAUUCGGAUAUUCGUUCAACAUCUGGGUUCCUUUGCUGGCAUUUCCAACCGCCGGCCCCGAUGGUGCACCGAGAUGGCGAAAGGGAUGGCCAAUAUCAUUCGUGUUUUUCUUCCUUCUAUGGGCUGGCUUCGUGGUCUCUGUGUAUAUAUGGCGAAGGGAGCAAAAGAAGGAAGCCUUAGUAUCACCCCAGGAAAGUAGUGACGAGGAAACGGAUAGUGUGGUAGUUGACGGGACCCAGGCAUUGAAGAGUUGA